AUGUCGAAUCUAGAUCAACUUAUAAAUAAGGAAGAUGAUUACAGUUAUGUAUAUCAACCACCUGCAUCAACUAAUGGAAUAGAUGACAAAGGUGAUACUAGUGCAGUGACUAGUUCCAAUAACAACAACAAUAAUAGCAAUGAAGUUAGUCAAGAAACAAUACUAACUAGCUUUGAAAAGAUAAAGACACAUUUCCCAGCUGCUAGAAUUAAAAAGAUUAUGCAAAGUGAUGAUGAAAUAGGUAAAGUUGCACAAGCCACUCCAGUUAUUGUAGGAAGAGCUUUAGAAAUCUUUAUGGCUAAUUUAGUUGAAGUUUCCAUGGUAGAAGCUAAAAGACAAGGGGUUAAAAGAAUAACGGCAUCUCAUAUAAGAUCAGCCAUUGAAAAUACUGAACAAUUUGAUUUCUUAGUGGAAGCUGUUGAAAAGUAUCCACCAUUAAAAAAUUAG
This is a messenger RNA of Scheffersomyces amazonensis, 447 nucleotides long. RefSeq names its product negative cofactor 2 transcription regulator complex subunit (gene HFL2). The record is from RefSeq and is a predicted model, not a curated record. Gene Ontology annotation, molecular function: RNA polymerase II general transcription initiation factor activity; protein heterodimerization activity; core promoter sequence-specific DNA binding. NCBI's taxonomy places the organism in Eukaryota, Fungi, Ascomycota, Pichiomycetes, Serinales, Debaryomycetaceae. Gene Ontology annotation, biological process: transcription by RNA polymerase II. Gene Ontology annotation, cellular component: nucleus; negative cofactor 2 complex. Bases 1 to 447 code for a protein of 148 amino acids. The transcript has a single exon.